UUGAAUUUUAUUUCGAAAUGGAAACUAUUACUAGUGACGGCGUAGACAGAGAAGAGUUUGAAAAAAAUGCAGAGAUGCAAUGCUUGGAAAAAACAAUCGGUGUAUGUGGAGCAAAAAACAGUUAGAAAAUGUAAAAAAUAUUUUAAGAAAUGCAAAAAUCGGUGUGAAAAAAAUCUUUCUGACUAUCAUUAUUUAAAAAACUACGACAUUCUUCAAAUUGGAGAAGAGAGUUCCGUGAUUGUGAAACAAAAAAAUCCUACUGAUAAUAUAGUUUAUAUGGUGCCAUUCGAAGAUUAUUUCCCUAAACUUUUGGAAGCGCAUACCAGUACAGGACAUGAAGAACGAGACAAAAUGUUAUAUUUCAUCAAAAUGGCAAAAGAACACUUCAUAUCACAGGACUAUCAAUCGAACGCCAUAUGAACGCCAUAUUCGGGCCGAUAAAAUGUGGACUGUCAAGCAUUUCAUUACCUGCAGAAGUUCAAAACAAUUUAUAUGAUGAAGACGAUUUAGAAAAAGCUCCUACUAAUUCCAAUCA
Leptopilina heterotoma is the source of this 535-nucleotide messenger RNA. RefSeq lists its product as uncharacterized. The record is from RefSeq and is a predicted model, not a curated record. The transcript has 2 exons. Bases 67 to 420 code for a protein of 117 amino acids. Lineage: Eukaryota; Metazoa; Arthropoda; Insecta; Hymenoptera; Figitidae.